Molecule: messenger RNA, 216 nt
Organism: Entamoeba nuttalli P19
Lineage: Eukaryota; Evosea; Mastigamoebida; Endamoebidae
Exons: 1
Coding region: 1-216 (71 amino acids)
Source: RefSeq, a predicted model, not a curated record
AUGUCAAUUGCAUUAAAUGAAAUUAUACGAAGAUUAUCGUUGCAUGGAUUUUCAUUAGAAACUCAAGCUGCUGCAACGCUACUAAGUUGUUAUGAAAAAGUACAAAAUGUUACAUCAAUUAGUGAGUUUUUAGAUCCAUUUAUUGAUGAAUUAUAUAAAACAUUACCAUCUCUAAGUAUUGUCACAGCAAAAGAUGUUAGUAAAUUCUUUAAUUAA